Messenger RNA from Paramecium sonneborni, 4303 nucleotides. Lineage: Eukaryota; Ciliophora; Oligohymenophorea; Peniculida; Parameciidae. The record is from the annotation of a GenBank genome assembly.
AUGUAAAAUCAACAACAUCUGAUCAGAGAAAUUUAUCUAAAGGAUAAAUCGAAUUCUUUUUUGAGAUAAUAAUGGGGAUAGGUCUUUGAUUCUAUAUUACCAUUGUAAAAAACAACUCUAAUAGUUGAUACACUAUAAGAAAUCGACACGCUAAAAAUUAUAAAAGAAUUAUUGUCUAAAAAUCAUAUAAUCACUGUGAUAUCAGAUACAAGUGAAGCAAAUUAUAAUUGGUGUAAUUUGGUAAAUCAAAACUUUGAAGUCAUUAUUGCUGACCUUCGAGCAGAGACUAAAUUGAACUCAUAUUAAUAUAUUGGCAUAAAAUGGGUAUAUAUUAAAAAAUUAAGAUUAGUUGUUAACAAUCAACACAAAAUUAGUGAUUUUGUCAAAUGAUUUAAUAUAUGAACAUUUAGUAAAUUAAUUUAAUGUUGUUUAUGAUAACAUUAUUGAAACACCUUAUUUGCAUACUUAAUAAGAAGAAUAGUUUAUAAGUAUACCUUAUGAUUAAAAAUUAACAUAUGUAUUAUAAUAGAUUAAAACCUCAAACCCAUAAAUUGAUAGAGAUAUAGUAGUUUAUUGUGAAUCCUUAUAUCAAAUGGAUUAAAUAUACUAAGCCAUAUAUUUUCAUAAUUAAUUGUCUCAAUCAGAAGAAUAUAAUGUUUAAUAAAUUAUACCAUUUUAAUCAUAUUACGAAUAAUUUGGUUAAUAAUUAAGUGAAAUGGUAUAUCCAUAAUAGAAAGGAAAAAGAAAUGUAUAUUUGACAUUAAAUUAUUAAUAAUUAAGAAAAUAUCUAUAAAAUGUCUAACAUAAAAUUUCCUUAAUAAUACAUAUGGGAUAUCAAACAACAGUAAAAACAUUUUUGGAAGAAAUCAAUGCUAUUGUUUAUAAAGAGUAAAACCUUAGCAGACAUGAUAUUAUCAUUCGUAAUAGGAUAAAUUAUUAUCCUAAAAUAGUUUAUUUAUUUGCAUUUGAUGAAUUCAAAGAUUUGUAAGAACAUAAAUUAAUUUUUGAUGAGGAAUUCACUUUUAAUCCAUAAAAUAUAAAAUUCUAUGCUUCUUAAUUUAAUGUUGAACUUGAUUAAUUAAAAGACAUAUCAUUAUCAGAAUAUAGUUCAUUAUAGAAUUAUAUACCAUUAAUUUAUUAUGAACCUUUGUUGGAAGCUGAAAACGAAACAUUUCAUUAUUAUAGUAGUGUUGUAUCUACACUUUUGACAGAUGGAGAAAUACUUUCAGAAGGUAAUGUAGAAAGUAAAAAUAAUCCAUUUAAGAGCUUCUAAAUUUACCAAUAAAGAGAAUCAAUUAUUAGAUCAAAUCAUUAUUGGUCGAAAAUGGGAGAUAUUACUUCAUGGAUUUAAUUAAUAAAUAAAUUUAUCAUUUUUAUUGAAGAAAUUAAUUCUAAAGAUGAUGAAAAAGAAUAAGAAAACUCAAAAAAUGAAUUAAUAAAAUGGUGCAGAUUAUAGAAUAUCAAUAUUCCUAAAAUGAUAUUGAUUUUAGCAUAUAAUGAAUACAUAAUUGAUUUAACCUAAAAAUAUGUAUAAAUUUAUCAUAAUAAUUUAGGUGUCUGAAUAUUCAGUUAUUAAUAAGUGUUGUUCUUUAGAUUAAUUAAAACUAAAUAGAACUGUGUCUUUAAAGAAACAGUAAUCUAUGCCUGAACAUUCUGAAGACAUAUAAGCAUGUUUAUUAAGACUAUUUUAUAAAGGCUUAAGCAUAUUUAGUGGACAUAAAAGUGCUGGUUAUUAUAAUUAUGUUACUAACUAAAAAUUUAAAUUAUGCUAUAAUAAUUUAAUGGCCAUAGUUGGAGACUUUCCUCUAACCUGUAUAAUUAUGGCAUUGCUUUAAAAGAAUCAAUAAUAUGAAAUUAAGUAUUCUACUAAAAUAGAUGAUAUAAUGAUACCUUAAUUGGCUCCUAAAGCUUUUGUGAAAGAAUAUAAGCUCUAAUUUAUAUAGCGUUAAUCUUUACAUUUGAGUGAAUUAACUUUUAAUGGAAUUGGUCAAGUUUUGUUCAAUGAACUAUGGAAACAUUAAUCAGGUCCUCAGUUAUCUUAGGAUUGUAUCUUACAACCUAAUAUUGAGAUGAAUUGUAUCACAGUUUUAUAUGAUCCUAAUGUAGCAAAAAAAGAGAUUAUAGAAUAAGAAUUGAAUGCAAAAAUUAAAGAGUUAUAAAACUUUUACAGAAAUUAAGUUAAAGAAAUACCUUAUGCAAAUGAUUCAAAAUUUAUUAUGCAAGCGUAUUAAUUUAUAAUUAAUAUAUUAGUGGUGGAAGUAUGAAAGAUUGGAUUGAAAAAAAUGCUUACAAAACUUUUUUUAUUGAAGGAUUACCUUUGGAUAUAACUUAAGAGUUGUUACAAGAAUUCUUAAAUGAAGUACGCAUUUAAGAAACAAAAUUAUAUAAACAAGGAGAUAAAAUUACAGCUAGGAUUUCACUAUAUGAUCAUGAUGAUUUACUUUAUUGUUUGGAGAAUAUUAAGGAGUACAAAAAUGAUCCAUUGAAGGUUUAUACUUAAUAGGAUUAAUUUGAACAUAAUGAAGAAAAGCUACAUUUUAAUGAACAUUACAAAAUAAUAAUUUCAUGGAAUAUACAUUUGAACAAAGGUACUGCUAAAGUUGAACUCAAUUCUCCAUUUAUUUUGAAUUCUGAAGAAUUUUAAAUGAUCAAACAUUUGACAUUUAAAAUGAAUCUGAAAAGUGUCUAUGAAGAUGAAUAAACGAUCUUAAAUGAUUUAAAAUAACAUUACAAAGAUAUUGAUAUUAAAUAAAUAUAGAUUGAUAAAUAAUUAAGGUAUGAAAAUAAUGGAGAUCUAUAAUUGGAAAUUUAUAAAUUAUUAUAAAAUAUACCUUAAGAUAAAUAUAAGAUUGAAUCUAUUACUAAAUAAAAUUGUAAAAGAAUUUUAUCCCUUAUAGUUUAUGAUAUUAAUACAAUGGAAUAAUUUAAACUUUUAAAUAAUCAGAUAAAAUAAUUUAGAGGUUUGAAGGUUUAAUUAAAUGUAAAGCCUUUCUAUUUCCAUGAUUAUGAAGGACCAAUUGAAAUGAAAUAAGUAGUUGAAGAAAUAUUUGAUGAAAAGAAAAUAUAACUUGGAUAAUAUACAAUUAAAAAUGAUGAUGAAUUUAAAAGAGUAAAGGUUACAAUUGAAUGUUGGAAUAAAUAAGAUCAUGAAUAAUUAAAUAAAGAGAUUUAAGAUGCUUUUAAUCCUAAAAUUAUAAAAUCUUCAUAAGAUUUUGAUAUAACAGUAAUAUUUAGUUAAUCUGGUACUAGAUUCCUUAAAUUUUAAGAAUAAUCUUUAUAAAUUUUAAUUAAAUAAGAUUUUAUUAAUAAUUAAUUAUUUGUAAAUAGUUCUUAAAUUAAAUACGAUUAAUUAAUAAAAGCAAUUAAAGAAUUUACUUCAGAUUGUGCAAAAUGUAUAAUUUAAAUUCCUAAGAAUUGUAUUAGAUUAAUAAUGGGAAAUGAUUCUUAAGGAUUAAAUGAAAUAAAAAAGAAUUUUGAUUUAAAGAGUGUAAAAUUCAAUAGCAUAUCAGGUGAAUUACAAUUAUUUGGAGAUUAGAAGAAUCUUGAUGCAGCAAUAAUUUCAAUUAGUGAAAUAAUAUCUUCAUAAUAAUCAUAAGAUAAACCAAUAAAUGCAUUGACUUGUAACUAUUGUUUUGAUAAUAUGAAGAAUGGAUAUAUGCUUUAAGGUUGUGGACAUAAAUUUUGUUUAUAGUGUAUAAUGUUUAGCAUUUCGAAUUCUUUAGGAGAUAUGACUUAAUUGCCAAUAAAAUGUCCAUAAUGUAAUUAAGGGAUACUUUUAGCUGACUUAUAUAUUUUAAUUGAUGAGCCUAGUUGGGAAAAAUUAACAAAAUUAUCUAUAAACAAAUGUAUUUAAUUAAAAGAUAUUGUUAGAUUUAUAAGAUCAUGCAGCUUAAAUAGCAUUUUGUUUAACUCCAAAUUGUCCAAUAAUACAUUAAUAGAAGAUUCCAAUAUAUGUAUGUAAAAUGUGUUAGAAAAAGUAUUGCAAUCCAUGUAAAGUAUAUAUAAUAUUUUUAUUUUAUCAGACAGCAUACCAUUAUGGUUAAACAUGUAGGGAAUUCAAGGCUGGAAACGAAGAUUCCAUUAAUAUUUAUAUGAAAAAGAAUGAUGUAAGAAGAUGCCCUCAUUGUAAAAUUUUGAUAUAAAGAAUUGAUGGAUGCUACAGAGUUACAUGUACUGGUUGUAAAAAGAGUAUUUGCUGGAAGAAUAAAGCAGAUGGUACACCAUGUAUGGCUAUUUUUGAAACAUCUUCAGAAUGCUAUUCACAUUUAACCAAAGAACAUGGUGGAUAUUGGUGAUAUUAACA